AUGACUUUGUGCUCGGUAUUUGGUUGUGCGUCGAAUAACGAUCGUAAACGUAAAACAGUUGAUAAUGAUAAUAACUUGCAUUUUUACACUUUUCCAAAACGCGAUAAAUCACCAUUACGACAUCGAAAAUGGGAGCAUUUUUGUAAAAGAAAAAAUUUUAAGCCUAGUGCUGGGUCGGUUAUUUGUUCUAAACAUUUUAUUCCGCUUGAUUUUAAUCAAUCAGAUGUUUUAAAAAAACAACUUAUGCCAGAAUCCAAGUGCAUUGUAAGAUUAAAUCCCGACGCUGUACCUAGUAUUCAAACUGGUAUAAGCAAUUCAAAAAAAUCUGUAAAUCCCAGGCAAGAAUCACUGCAUAUUAUGAAAAAACGCCAAAUAGAAAUAAUUGAUGAUUUAAUAAAAACUAGUACACCGAAGAAAAAAAUGGUAACAAAGUCGUCGUUUUUUGAAGAAAUUGACGAUGUUUCAACUAUUGAGGAGCCAGAUGUCAAUAAUAAAAUUCAAAAAACAAGUGAAAUAGGAAUACAGUGUGAAUUGGGAAACGAAAAUUUGAUCAGAAUAAUUAAUUAUGAAAAAAAAAAUGACUUAUCGUUUGAAAUAGAAUCGGAAUCCGAGGACAGCGAAAACACCAGUGAUGAUGAGACUUCAGAAUCGCAAAACAAUUAUAAUACUUGUAAGUCAAAAAAUGUUAAAUCAUCAAUAAAUUUUAAUAAGGAUGAGUGUUUUAUCGUUUUUUGGGAAUGCCUAUCAAAGCUUUUUAAUAAUUGUAAUGUGUGUGGGUCAAAAAUAUUAUCAUUAAACAAUUUUAUUCAAGGUUCUUGUCUAUGUGUAACUACUGUAUGUGAAAAAAAUCAUACGUUUCAGUGGUACUCACAAAAAAAAAUUAAAAAAAAGAGCAAUUGGUAA
Macrosiphum euphorbiae (potato aphid) is the source of this 903-nucleotide messenger RNA. NCBI's taxonomy places the organism in Eukaryota, Metazoa, Arthropoda, Insecta, Hemiptera, Aphididae. The record is from the annotation of a GenBank genome assembly.